GAUCCGUUUGUUGUCGAUAUAUAUACGUUGUUAGACUGGCUUAGAAAUUAAAUGAAGCAUCGUAUCUCAACUGGUUGAAAUGCAAUCGAGAAUAAUAUCAGUGGCUUCAGCUGUCUAUAUUGUACCAAGAACUUCGUCGAGUACUUGGGUGUUGCCUGAUAUUCAAGCUAAUCUUCGGAAAGGACUUGCCUCGGCCAGAUCGCGGUACUUGGGUACUGCGGACCCUGCCAUUCAUGCUGGUGACUUUGACGCUGACCCUGUUGUCACUACAGGAGAUCCGGAAGCUCCAGAAAAUGUUGCAAAGGAGAAACCGGUUGAAGAGCAUAUAGAUACAGAAGACAGACGUGGAUGCAGAGGAACAGAACCACUCUCACCCCCUAAACCUCCAUAUGCUGGUUCCCAAAGGCUGGAGAGCAGAGGGGUAAACCAGCAGCCUUUGAAUCCAACCUUUCAGCAGAAGCGUAGCGUUACAACUGCAGGUGUAGCUAAUUCCUUAGAACACUUCAGCUGUGCAGGGCUUGACGGCUCACCAUGGCCGAAGGACGCGGACAAAGAGCAGACAGACAGGGAAGAGCAACAAGAGGAUGAACAAGAGUACUACAAGCAUCAUAAGGCGUCACCGUUGUCCGAGAUUAAGUUGGCCGAUACACGAAAGCCCAUUACACGUGCCACAGCCGACGCUGGGGAAGGAUACGGUGGAGGUAAAGAUGUGAUUGGAUGGAGGGCUGAACAGCUGGAUACAGCUGAGGAAGCACUGCUUAGGGCUGCAAGGAUAUGGAAGGAGAAUGCCACGCGUGGUGACCCUGAUGCUCCUCAAUCUAAGGUUCUCAGGGUACUAUUGCGUGAACGUGGAGGUUCAACUACAGAGUAUUUGAUCGAUUAAUUUUGAAUCGCCAAAGUCGAAUCCUGGAAUUGCUUUUUCUUUGUCAAUGUAAAUAAAGAAAGGUUCACAGUCACAGAGGAACCAUAGAUUUGCUUAGAGCUUGUAAUUUGCGUUUUAUCGGAGAUAAUGUACUUAUAAUUUACUUUUCUUUUUCUUCUGGAAUAAUCUCAAACAAUAAUGUACUAUAUUUUUGGCUUUCGAUACUAAGUUGAUUGCACUGGUA
Molecule: messenger RNA, 1106 nt
Organism: Fragaria vesca subsp. vesca
Lineage: Eukaryota; Viridiplantae; Streptophyta; Magnoliopsida; Rosales; Rosaceae
Exons: 2
Coding region: 80-883 (267 amino acids)
Source: RefSeq, a predicted model, not a curated record